GGAGGCCGAGGUGGGCUGAUGGACCGCGGUGGGCCCGGAGGGAUGUUUCGCGGCGGCCGUGGUGGAGACCGAGGCGGGUUCCGAGGAGGCCGUGGCAUGGACCGAGGGGGCUUCGGAGGGGGCCGGCGAGGAGGCCCCGGGGGCCCGCCUGGACCUCUUAUGGAGCAGCUAGGAGGCCGAGGCAGCAGGCGCGGAGGACCAGGGAAGAUGGACAAGGGGGAGCACCGUCAGGACCGCAGAGACCGGCCCUAUUAAGCGGCCAGGGACUCUUCCCCCUCUUUUUUUCCCUGCUGGACUGCAUUUACUACCAGAUUUAUUUUUUAAACCAGAAAAAUGUUUUAAAUUUAUAAUUCCAUAUUUAUAAUGUUGGCUCCAACAUUAUGAUGAUUCCUUGUCUGUACUUAGUAUUUUUCACUGUUUGUGGAGAAACAUUAAAACAAAAGUUAAAUGGGAGCGUGCCGAGUUAUUCUUUAUUCUUUUCCCUUUAUAAACAAAAACAAAAAGCCACAACAAAAAGAAAUGUGGUGGUUUAAUUAAAAACUCAUUUUUUGUUUGUUUUUUUAAAGCAAAGUUGUCAUGAGCAUGCCCAGUUAAAAUUGUUUUUGGAGGUGUCAGGAGGAUGGAAAUUUAAUGUAACCAAUGUUCGCGGUUGUGAUGUUUUCAUUUUCAUUUUUAUUUUCUUAAAUAAACUUCCAUAUGUUUGUAAAUGC
This is a messenger RNA of Notechis scutatus (mainland tiger snake), 710 nucleotides long. The record is from RefSeq and is a predicted model, not a curated record. NCBI's taxonomy places the organism in Eukaryota, Metazoa, Chordata, Lepidosauria, Squamata, Elapidae.